Messenger RNA from Phycodurus eques (leafy seadragon), 2928 nucleotides. RefSeq names its product casein kinase 2, alpha 4 polypeptide (gene csnk2a4). The transcript is spliced from 15 exons. Gene Ontology annotation, molecular function: protein serine/threonine kinase activity; ATP binding. Lineage: Eukaryota; Metazoa; Chordata; Actinopteri; Syngnathiformes; Syngnathidae. The record is from RefSeq and is a predicted model, not a curated record. Gene Ontology annotation, cellular component: protein kinase CK2 complex; cytosol; nucleus. The coding region runs from base 716 to 1900 and encodes 394 amino acids. Gene Ontology annotation, biological process: protein phosphorylation.
CUUGUCCCUCUGAGGCUUCCUUCCCGGUACUUGUUGACGUAGGGGGGAAUCCGCCAUAUUGUCUCUGAUACAGCAGAAAUCGCACUUCACAGGGCACAUACCGGCGACUGUCCCAAAUUUGACCAUUACAGUUGACAACUGAUCUUCUGGGGGUCUUGGUCUCUCACGGGGGAUCUCCUCGAGAGCAGUGAUGUUUUGGGGCUGUCGCUGGGCAACACAGACUUUCAUCUCCCUCCAAAGAUUUUCUAUGGGGUUGAGAUCCGGAGACUGGCUAGAUCUGGCUGAAUCAUUUUGACCCCAUGGGUUGAUUUCUUCACACCGAGCUGCUCACCUAUUGCAGAUUCAGUCUUCCCAGCCCGGUGCAGGUCUACAAUUUUGCUUCUGGUGUCCUUGGACAGCUCUUUGGUCUUGGCCGUAGUAGAGUUUGGACGGUGACUGUUUGAGGUUGUGGACAGGUGUCUUUUAUACCGAUGAGUUCAAACAGGUGCCAUUAAUACUGGUAACGAGGAGAGGCCAGAGGAGCCACUGAAAGAAGAAGUUACAGCGACGACCACGUGCCCCUGGUGCCCCCUCCCUUGUCCUCAAGUAACCCCUCCCCCAUACCCCUUCCCUUUUUUAAUCAAACUCCACAUCCCAUACCUUCCCUCCUACCUCUCCCUUCCUGAGCCUUCCGCUGCUGAGGGAAUCCACCACCCACUCUGCCAAGCUGUCGGACAUGUCAGGACCUGUGCCAAGCCGGGCCAGAGUGUACAAUGAGGUCAACACUCACCGGCCGAGGGAGUACUGGGACUAUGAAUCCCACGUUGUGGAAUGGGGUAACCAAGAUGACUUUCAGCUGGUGCGAAAGCUAGGCCGUGGCAAAUAUAGUGAAGUCUUCGAGGCCAUCAACAUCACCAAUAAUGAGAAGAUUGUAGUAAAGAUCCUCAAGCCUGUGAAGAAAAAGAAAAUAAAGCGUGAGAUCAAGAUUUUGGAGAAUUUACGAGGAGGCCCGAAUAUUAUCUCCCUUAUAGACAUUGUGAAAGACCCUGUGUCUCGUACACCUGCCUUGGUCUUUGAACACGUUAACAACACUGACUUCAAGCAAUUGUACCAAACUUUGACAGAUUAUGACAUCCGGUUCUAUAUGUACGAGAUCCUUAAGGCUCUGGACUAUUGCCACAGUAUGGGAAUCAUGCAUAGAGAUGUCAAGCCGCAUAAUGUGAUGAUUGAUCAUGAACACCAUAAGUUACGUCUUAUUGACUGGGGCCUUGCCGAAUUUUACCACCCAGGACAGGAGUACAACGUCAGGGUCGCCUCACGCUACUUUAAAGGACCAGAACUCUUGGUGGACUAUCAGAUGUAUGACUACAGUCUGGAUAUGUGGAGUUUGGGGUGUAUGCUGGCCAGCAUGAUCUUCAGGAAAGAGCCUUUCUUCCACGGCCAUGACAACUAUGACCAGCUGGUGAGAAUAGCCAAGGUCUUGGGAACAGAAGACCUAUACGACUAUGUCGAUAAGUACAACAUUGAGCUAGAACCUCGUUUCAACGAUAUACUUGGAAGGCAUUCCCGCAAGCGGUGGGAACGAUUUGUUCACAGUGAAAACCAGCAUCUGGUCAGUCCAGAAGCUCUGGAUUUCCUUGAUAAGCUGUUGCGCUAUGAUCACCAGACCCGCCUGACUGCUCGUGAGGCCGUGGAUCACCCUUACUUCUUCACCAUUGUGAAGGACCAGUCUCGCGGUGGAGCUGGAGUCGCCAACCUACCCAGUGGGAACCCAGCUGUUAGUACUGCCAGCAUUAUCACUGGUAUCUCUGCCUUGCCAGCUUCCACUGCCCUGGGCCCGCUCAGCGGCUCGCCUGUCCUGUCUGCCGCCACCAACGCCCUGAGCUCCCCGCUGCCCGCUGCCGCCGGAGCACCCCAGUGACACCCUCGUCAAAUCCGGACGGAGACGGACGGGUGCGACUCUACCAGCUCUCGCUCCAUCUGAACUUGUGGCCAAACCUCCUCAAAAGCUUAUUCUUUAUUUUUAAAGUAUGUUCUUCCUCUUCUCAUAUAAACAUUCUCUUGUAACAUCUGAAAUGUUCUCCGUAGCUUACAUGCACUGAUAUUCAUUUCUACUAUUCUAUUCAUUUCAUCCCCCUUCUUGGUGAGAGACCACACCAAACUCGCACACUGUUCUGGACUGCUGGAUGCGGCCCAGUACAUCGAUUUCUUGCGAAAUGCUGCUUUCUAGUUUCUUGCGUUACUUCAAGACAGAACCAAAGUUUCCCCCCAAUUCAUUGGAAAGAAUGACGGAGCAAACCUGGUUGGAUUUCUCGAUAGAUAAACACUGGGGGUGUUUUUUCUUCAUGCAAAUAAUUUGCUCAUUAACUCUGGAGAGAGAGCAGAGUAAUAAGAGAAUCGUGGCCAACCCAAGAGGAGGAGUUGUGUUGUCCUGUAGAUUUGGAUGAUGUGGAGUUGCUGUUUGAGACGAAAACGGAAUGCUUUUGAGUCCUGGUUAAGUGCAUAGACUUUCCAAAGUAACAUAAGGCACUGGAGAAUAUGUUGGUGCAAAUGUAUCCUGCCCAAAUCUGUUUUACCAAAACCAAGAGUUUUUAUGCGCGGCAGGCGAGGACUUUGCGUUUGUUUUGCGCCCCUGCCCCCGAUGUGUCAAAACCCUCAUGGGUUAAGGUUGACAGCGUGAGUAUUCAGAGCAUUUUGUUCGAAGGAUUCUCGGCACGUGAAUGAAAUGCUGUUUCAAUUUGGGAAAAAAGGGGUAUCAAUCUCUGUGUUUGUGUGUCACGAUUUGGAAGUGUAAGUUUGUGACCCUGCUGUGUCCAUCUUUUGGAGACAUGAAAAUGCAAGUACAUCACAAAGCGUGUACAUUGACUCCCUAUACCACUGUAUAUAUUUGUAUGUCCUUAUGUAGAAGACUAGUAUUUGCAAAUAUUUCUGUAAAUAAACAUUUGUAUU